GGCGGGGGCGGCGCGCUGCGGGGGCGGGGGGUCCCGGUCCCGAUCCCGAUCCCGAUCCCGAUCCCCAUCCCCAUCCCGAUCCUCAUCCCCAUCCCGAUCCCCGGCCCCAUCCCGGUCCCGGCCCAUGUCCCGGCCGGCGCCGCCCGGCUCCCCGGGCCGGCUCGGGGCGCUGAGCACGGCGCAGCUCCGCGCUCUGCUGCAGGACGAGCCGCGGCUGCAGCGCGCCGCCCGCCUCUGCAGGAAGUUCCAGAGUCUCCAGCUGGAGCGGGAAACGUGUUUGGCUUCAAACUGCACCCAGGCCAAGGUGAAUCUGUCCCUGCGCCCACGGCUGGAGGACGGGAAGGCUUCCCUGGCCAUCAAGUACCAGGAGCUGCAGGAGAUCCGGGAGGUGUGCUGGGACAAGCAGCAGCGCCUGGAGACCUACCUGGAGAAGUGGAGCCCACAGAGCGCCCUGGGCCAGCUCCAAGCCAAGCUUGAUGCCUCCGAAGCAGAGUCAGAGGAACAGAUAAAGCAGUUCCUGACCCAGGAGCUGCCCCUCGAGUCCUUUCUGGAGUCCUUCUGCCAGAGCCGCACGCGCUCCCACAUCUGCCGGACGCAGCUGGAGAAGCUGCAGGAGCUGCUGCAGAAGGAGCAGGUGGGCAGGGACCCUGUGGGCACUGCGGGGUGCCCAGGUGCCCCAGCUGGCAUGGCACCAGCCCGCCUCGCCCCGUUGCAGAGCGGAGUAGCCCCCAAAGCCUUUGAUCUCUCCUACGGCUUUGUGCCCGCCCUCCUCAUCCCCUCGGAGGCUGCUGUGCCCUUUCCCGUGCCGGCUGCUCCUCCCAAGCACCAUCUGCCAGCCCUGGCACAGCAGCCGGCCUCUCCCAGCUCCGAAAUUCCCAGCCUGGGCUCUCCCCUGCGCCUCGUUGGACACAUCCCCCUGCUCAGCCCCCAGCCUGGCCACAGGCAGCAGCCACAGCACCAGGAGCAGGAGCCUCCCCACCGGUAGCAGGGCAGGGGUGGGGCUGUCCCUGCUCCUGUGCCUCCACGGGGCUGUGCAGGGAACCCGGGGCUGGGGGUGGUGUGGGCACAGCUCCAGAGGGCUGCAGGGUCUGUGGGGCAGGCACAGGGUGGGUGCAGGCAGAGGGAUGGUGCUUGGCUGGGGCAGGUGCCAUGGCCAGGCAGGGGGUCCUGCAUUUGGGGAGCUGCUGGGGGGAGGGCUCUGCAUCCCCAGCAACAGGAACGGUGGCAGGAAGUGGGGGUGGGUGGCUUGUAGGGAUGUCAGUGGGCUUAGCUGGGAGGGAUAGCAGGGAAAGGGCACAGGAGCACUGGGUGUGCCACAUGCUACCUAAAUAAAGCCUCUUUCCAUGCUCCGUG
This is a messenger RNA of Oenanthe melanoleuca, 1353 nucleotides long. RefSeq names its product VPS37D subunit of ESCRT-I (gene VPS37D). Gene Ontology annotation, biological process: protein targeting to vacuole; ubiquitin-dependent protein catabolic process via the multivesicular body sorting pathway; protein targeting to membrane. The transcript has 4 exons. Bases 125 to 985 code for a protein of 286 amino acids. The record is from RefSeq and is a predicted model, not a curated record. Gene Ontology annotation, cellular component: ESCRT I complex. NCBI's taxonomy places the organism in Eukaryota, Metazoa, Chordata, Aves, Passeriformes, Muscicapidae.